Messenger RNA from Astyanax mexicanus (Mexican tetra), 1590 nucleotides. Its product is annotated as E3 ubiquitin-protein ligase TRIM35. The record is from RefSeq and is a predicted model, not a curated record. Bases 65 to 1495 code for a protein of 476 amino acids. Gene Ontology annotation, molecular function: protein binding; zinc ion binding. The transcript is spliced from 6 exons. Lineage: Eukaryota; Metazoa; Chordata; Actinopteri; Characiformes; Acestrorhamphidae.
CCUUUGUUAGGAGCAACUCAGUCUAAAACCCACUCAGUUCCAGCACUUCAGCAGUUUAGAGGAAAUGUCUAGUAGGAACCCUCACGCAGAAGAAGAGUUCUCAUGUCCUGAAUGUUGCCAGAACCUCAGGGAUCCAGUGGUUCUGUCAUGUAGUCACAGAGCGUGUAGAACCUGUCUCCAGGAGUUCUGGGAUUGUAGGGGGUCUCAGGAAUGUCCAGUUUGUUGGAAAAGAUUCUCAGAAGAAGCUCUGCAGAACUCGUGUAAGGCUUUUCCAGAGAGCGCAAUUCUGGGAUCUUCAGCAGGGUCCGAGGGGGUCUGUGGUCUGGGGUCUUCAGAAGGGUCCGAGGGGGUCUGUGGUCUGCACAGCGAGAAGAUCAGUCUUUUCUGUUUGGAAGAUCAGCAGCUGGUGUGUGCCGAGUGUCCGAAUUCAGACCAACACAGAAACCACACCCUCCGUCCAACAGGGGAAGCAGCGAUUGACCUCAAGAAACAGCUGCAGGAUGCUCUGCAGGAGAACCUGGAUCUCCUAAAGACGACUAAAGAAGACUAUGGCCGAACCGCAGCCCACAUCAAGGUUCAGGCCGAUCACACCGAGCAGCAGAUAAAGCAGCAGUUCCAGAAGCUUCAGCAGUUCCUGAGAGAUGAAGAGGUAGCGAGGAUCAGAGCACUGAGGGAGGAGGAGGAGCAGAAGAGUGGGGAGGUGAAGAGGAAGAGUGAGGAGCUGGAUGGAGAGAUAUCAGCUCUGUCAGAUGUGAUCAGAACUCAGGAGGAAAAGAUCGGAGCUGAUGACGUUCAGUUCCUGCAGAACUUCCAGUCUGCAGAGAACCAAGUUCAGCCCUCGAUACCAGAAAACACAUCAGGAAAUCUGAUCAACGUCUCCCAACAUCUGUCCAACCUCAGCUUCAGAGUGUGGGAGAAAAUGCAGGAGAUAAUCCAGUACACUCCCGUCACUCUGGACCCCAACACUGCAGAAGACUCCCUCCACCUGUCUGAAGAUCUGACGGAGGUGGAGGACACGGACGGACGAGCGCCGGUUCCUCGUAAUCCUGAGAGAUUCGAUCUGUACCAGUGUGUUCUGGGUUCUGAGGGGUUUAACUCGGGGACACACUGCUGGGACGUGCAGGUGGGGGACAGUGAGGACUGGGACGUAGGCGUGGUGUCUGCGUCUGUAAGGAGGUCUGGAGACUCGUUCUGGGGGUCGGCCUGGACUCUGGGUUACGAGGAGAACAGUAACGAGUACUGCGUUCACCGUCCGGGAGAACCGGAUCACUUCUUCACCCCCGACCAGCCGGUUCAGAGCGUCCGAGUUCAGCUGGACUGGGAGGCGGGAAAACUGACCUUCACUGACCUUCAAACCAACGCUGACCUUCACUCUAUAAACCACGCCUUCACCGAGAAACUCCUGCCUCUGUUUCGCAAUUUAUCUCACGCUCCUCUGAAGAUCUUAGCGGCGCAGACGUCCGUCAGAGUGGAACAGCGGAACAGAAUCAUAUAGAUUUUUAUUAUAAUAUUUCUGUUAUAAUACCAAAUGAUAUCUCUAAUCAGUUGGCUAAAUGUAUUAUAUUAUAGUAUUAUAUUAUUCGUACUAAA